Molecule: messenger RNA, 2529 nt
Organism: Plasmodium inui San Antonio 1
Lineage: Eukaryota; Apicomplexa; Aconoidasida; Haemosporida; Plasmodiidae
Exons: 1
Coding region: 1-2529 (842 amino acids)
Source: RefSeq, a predicted model, not a curated record
AUGGAUAAUCUUUUUACAAUAAAUAUAAAUCCAGACGAAAAUGUUCGCCUAAAUACAAGUACAGAAAAAAAUCAGUUUUGGAAUUUCGAGGGGGAUAGGGAGGGACUUACAGUGCCCCCAGAUGAGGAAUACGACGAAAACAACGGAAGCAACACCAAUAAGAACGACAACAAUCAUAACCACUGUAGCUUCGAAGAAGAUGAAGUCAUAACACUGGAAAUGGACCAAAUCAGCACAAACGAUAGUUUCGAUAUGCUGGAAGAAUUAAACGAAAAUGAAAUUAACGACUAUGAAAAUAUGAGGAAGAAAAUUCGAGCCCAUAUUUUGACCAGUUUUCAAAACGAUAAUAUUUUAAUCGAGGACUCCGAACAUUUGGAACCAAAUUCUUUUAAGGAGCAUAAAUUGGAAAGGAAAGAAAAGAAAUUACUGAAAUUGAGGAAAGAUAAAAUUUAUCUCAUCAUUUCAUCUGCCUCUCAGGAGAGAAACAAAAAGAGUAGGCAAAAUGAGGCCAACAUCAGAUAUUACUAUGACCCAAAUCUGGUUGGCGAAGAUCCACCGGGGGAUUAUGACAGUUUUCUGGACGUGGUUUUGGGAAGGGAGACCCCGCGGAGGGGGGCCAGCCACCCAUCGGAACGUGUAGUUGCUGUGAACGAAGAGAGCGAAAAAAACGAUGCGAGAGAAGUGAAGGGGGAAAAUGUUGAUGUCGAGGGGAGUAAAGAAUAUGAUGCCACCGAUGCGGGUGUAGAAAAUACUGGGAUCGACUCAAUUGACCAAGUGGGAACUGCCGAAAUAGAAGAAAAAAACGUACAGGCGGAGGAAGCCUCCCCAGUGCUCAUCGAAAACGCGGAGGGGGGCACUCCAAAAGGGGCGAGGGACGAAAGUGCAGAAUUUUCUGCAGAAAGAUGUCUACAAACGUGUCAAGAAAAUUGCCCAGACGAUUCCAUGUCCUACCCCGUGGUAGACGAUUUUCGAGAAAAAAUAAAAAAUUGGCUAGUAAAAUUCCCAGACAUAAAUUCCGAAAAUUUGUUUUUCCACUUCUACUUCCAAAGCGAAUUGUAUAAAGAAAAAAAGUACACAUGUCAGAACUGCGGAUCUAGUGAUUGCGACAGAGAGUUAACCUUCAGACAUGUGUGUAAAAAUACAUACUGCUUCCUAUGCUAUAAGCGGGUGAGUGGACCGAUUUGCCACAACACCAAGGCACAGUAUGUCGCAUUCAAAGCGAAUGCACGAAAGCUUAUAAAUGACUUAAAAUAUAUUCACUAUCCGUACAAAAGUAUUUCCUGCUUAAACUGUUUCUCUAAUGACCAUCUGAAAUGUGGAAGGCCUCCGUACAUUUAUGCCAAGCACACGCACAAUGUUAGGAGGGAAUAUAACAGCAAGCUUGAUCCAUCCUAUUAUGUCUAUUUGAGAAAUCCAAGAAGUAUAUGGAUUUUACAUGAACCGAAGACAAAUGAGUGGAAGGGUAACAGUGACGGUGAUAAUAAUGCCCUGCGAAAUGUGCACUAUCACUCCGGUCAGAGCACAAGCAGUGGUGCCAAUGGAGGUGUCUACCGACGUGGGGACGAACAGGAAAACCGACACAAUAACAGAUAUAGCGGAGAGAAUAGCCAAGCCACAGCAAACCAGGAACGAGUCGGCGCUGACCUAUACAGCCCACACACAGACGCAAGCAAUUUUAGCAGCAAUCACAACGUGUACAUGAUAGGAGACAAGCAUUCAUAUGACAGCAGGAGACGUAAGGUAAUCCUCGCAAAGUACUCUUUUAACGAUAAUGCAGAAAGGAACAAGCCGAAGAGGAAUUACGAUACGUACGAUCCAGAUAGCCAAAAUAAUUUCCACUCGAAUAAUAAAAGACACAAAAAUGAUCCCCACCAAAGCAGUAGUUACUAUGAUUACAAAAAUAAGCAACAGGUAGGCAAUGACAAGCAUGACAACAUAAGUGAAUUCUACCCACACGGCGGGAAACAUGGUAAUAGAAAUAGAGAUAGCGAUCAGUACAGCAGUAGACAUCACAAUAAGAACAGGUACAUUCAUGACAGUAACAUUGGCGAUUACUAUAACAAUGAUGGCAGGGGUCAGGACAACAGAAACAACGGAAGGAAUCAUCCAGGCAGUUACUAUAACCUAUAUAAUGGGACCAAUGACGGCGCCAAGGGAUACACGAGUGGGCAAAUUUAUAGUUCUAGGUCAGGUCUACACAAAUUCUCGAGCGCCUCGAGUGCUCAUUUUAGUAAUCCAAGAAGUAGUUCUGCCAUGGAGCCAAAUGUUAACUUACAUGUGAAUAAAAAUAACUCACACAAAAUGUACAGCAGACAUCCGAAUGAUCAACACUCUCAUGACUAUCCCAAACGCAGCCAGGGCAAAGGGGACCACGGAAAUUACAGCGUUCACAACAGUAACGUAACGCACCACAAGCACAAUGAUCACAGUGGGAACGGACCCACUAACAACAAAGGGGGAAACAUCUUCCACAAGAGCAUGUAUAAAAACGUGCACCCCGAUAGAGCCCGUUACCACGACCACCGAUAA